Messenger RNA from Branchiostoma belcheri (Belcher's lancelet), 690 nucleotides. RefSeq lists its product as uncharacterized. The transcript is spliced from 3 exons. Lineage: Eukaryota; Metazoa; Chordata; Leptocardii; Amphioxiformes; Branchiostomatidae. The record is from RefSeq and is a predicted model, not a curated record. Bases 189 to 626 code for a protein of 145 amino acids.
AAAGAGGAACAAAAACAUCAUACGAAACAUGACAGUUCAAUGUUGGCCAUAGGAUACAAGCUAUUGAUAAACCCUAUUGUGACCCUUACUCUCAAAGUAAAAAGUCUAGGGAGUAUCAAACAAAGAGGAGCUUGCAAAGUAGCUAAGAAGGAUAUAAAAAAGAAAGUUUGUUGGCGUUUUGAAUCAACAUGUUCAGCUUGACGGUACUGCUUGUAGCGGUGACGGUUGCCUCUGCUGCAGACACAACCCAGCCAACAACAACCCAGCCAACAACAACCUGGACAACAACGGUACCACCCUGGCUAAUAACAACUACAAUUCCCUUCAUUCCUGGAUGUGAGAGCUAUGGUUUUUCCUGGCCUGGUCAGCACACCUUGGGUGAAACCUGGCGCGAGCAGUUUGAAGGGCACUGUAAGGACUGUGUCUGUCUGGCGACUGGCAAACAGUGCGAGCCUUGUCCACCCAGAGCCUGCUACAGCAAACCAUGGGACCAAUAUCAGUAUCCCCCGUUGGCUGUAGGCGAGACAGCCAUUAUAGAGCUGAUUCCAGGCUUCUGCGUUUUGUGUGAAUGCCAGGACUACUCGGCCUCGUGUAGCAGCUAUCCUUGUGACGGCAUCAUAGCUUAAAGGCACGACCAGAGGAAGAACAGAUGUACCGUACAUUAAUGUGCAUACAGCAAUAAAACAUCUG